Prorocentrum cordatum is the source of this 1960-nucleotide messenger RNA. The record is from the annotation of a GenBank genome assembly. NCBI's taxonomy places the organism in Eukaryota, Dinophyceae, Prorocentrales, Prorocentraceae.
CCCCAUCCGACAACACGCACCCAUAGCCCUCUCCGAUCCCCCUAUGGGUAUGGGUGUGUGUUGUUGGUUCGUCAGCCUCUCCACUGGCGCUGCGGCUCGCUGGUGGCGAGGCGGCGCGGUCGGAUCGCGCGCACAGCCCUCCGCGGCAGAGGAGGGGCGAACGACCAAAGCGCGCAGCAGACGCCAUCCGUAGCCAUUUUGGCUCAAGUCACGAUGCGAGCUAGCAUCCAUAUCCAGCACGGCUUAAGCCAAGCUGUCUCCAAACCACUCACCUUACGUAAAUCAUAGCCAUGCCUGUCCAGUCUGGCAAAGUUGCGCGGUUUGCAUCAAUUCUCUCCGUGGUGUUCUUGGGCCUCUUCACAUGCGGUGAGGCCGUGGGCGCGGCGGCGUCGGUGCAACUGCGCAAGAGGACCGUCAAGGAUACCAUCCAGAAGGCGGGAGACGUCCACAGGGACAGCGACCACGACCACGACCACGACCACGACCACGAUCGGUUUAACACCGCGAGCCAAUUCGAUCUGCGAGGGCACCGCCGCCACGUGAGGAGGGGCGGCGUCCGGAUGACACACAAGAUGGCUUACUUUGGCACCGUUGAGAUUGGCGACCCGCCGCGGCCAUUCCAGGUCGUUUUCGACUCUGGCAGUGGGAACCUGUUGGUGCCCGGGAUUAACUGCGACUCCGAGGCGUGCAACGGACGUGCCAUGUACAACCAUGACCUAUCCACCAGCGGGAACCGGAUACCCUGCCCUGCCUCUAGUCAGUCGCAGGCCCCCUUGGAAGACCACACAACAGUAAAUUUCGGCGUUGGUCAGAUUGUGGGCGAAUGCUUUGAGGAUCAGAUUUGUCUUGGCAAUGUCUGCUACCCUGCUGCCUUCAUUGCGAGCACCUGCGAGAGCAACACCCCGUUCGCAUCAUUCAAUUUUGACGGGGUUAUGGGGUUGUCCUUGCCCUACAUGUCGCGAGGCCACAAGUUCAACAUGCUGGAGAAGAUCAAGGCGACCGAGAAGCUCCAUCAGACGGUAUUCGCAGUUUUCCUGUCCAUUCGCGACACUGAAGUCUCCGAAAUCACCUUUGGCAGCAUGAAGAUAAGCCACAUGGCGUCGGACCUACACUGGGUUCCCGUCACUUCCCGCCACACGGGCUUUUGGGAGGUUCAGAUAUCGGACAUCACCAUCGACGACCGUCCGCAGAAUCUGUGUGUUGACUGCUACGUCGCCGUGGACACGGGGACGUCAGACUUGGCCGGGCCGACAGCGAUCAUACAACAGCUCGCCUGGAGGUUGAACGUAGAACCUGACUGCGGGAACUUCCACAAUUUGCCGAGGCUCGGAUUCCUCAUCAACGGGGUGAUCAUGAACCUCGAGCCGAAGGAUUACGUCGACGAAGGUGAUGGCAGUUGCGAGGUCUCCGUGAUGAGUCUCGACAUCCCCCCGCCCACAGGUCCGCUCUUCAUCUUCGGGAUCCCGUUCCUGGAGAAGUUCUACACCGUCUACGACAACGUGAACGAGCAGAUCGGCUUCGCGGUGGCCAACCAGGCCGGCGGGCCCUCCAAGAUCGACGCGGCUCUGAUCAUGUCGCAGUUGGGCGCCUCGGUGAGCAACUCGAGCUCGAGCAGGGACAGUGCCCUGCGCCAGGCGGACCACCAGCCCAGGAGCUACCUGCGCAAGUGAUGGCCUCCGGGUGUCGGAGGAGAGGAAGCAACAGCGCAGACCUAUCUGCGAAAGGGGGGGGUGACCCCGUCGCUUCCAGGGCCCGCGCCCGGCAACUGGCCGCGGCACGUCCUCUUGCCCCUACGCCGCGCCGGAGGGAGCGGCGGCCGGCGGGUCCUUUUCUCCCCGACAGUAUCCAGCGAGCUGCAGCCCAAGGUAGCAGCUCGUGUACAGCGCUGGCCGCUGCAUCCCAGGCACUCUCUAUUCAGAGCAAGCGAGUGGAGAUGCCCGCGGCAGACCUAUCAUAGAAA